AUGACUGGUCUCGAAAAGCUGGCAAAGCACGAAUCUACGGCGUCAUUCCGACCAUGCGCGAGCCCUCAUCCUGUGUCAUCCGGUCCCACAUUGCCUUCGAUCCGUUCGCUUUUGGAACCGAUUGAAGGUCAUAUGAGAGGACAGAAUCAAACUGAGUCACCCGAAGCGUCUCAAAACCCACCAUCCAAAAAUCAUUCCCAUCUGGGCAGUUGGGAAAACAAUGUAUCUCGACAUAGGGGCCCGUCUUCGGUAGACCAUUUGGGACGAUCAUAUCGACCAGUGGGCUCCCCAAAUGGAAUUGAGCCUUCUAGCCAUUUGGAACGACACAAUUCCCGACUUCAGCCCCCAUUAACCCCCCCGCAACCAAGGAACUCACUGUCAAGUCAUAUGUCGUCGUUUGCACACGGUUCCAGCAUGGCUCCUCGACCACAUCCUCACACACACGUCCGCCAUGACUCGCAUUGGAGUCCAAAUGUAAUUCCUCAAGAUUCGAGUGUCAGUCACGGCUCGCAUGUUCAUCCUUAUGUUUAUGGCCAUAGCGCUUCGACCGCUGUUCAUUAUCCAAGGAGAAGAAGAGGCAACCUACCAAAGGAGGCGACCAAGGUGCUCAAACAGUGGUUUGAUGAGAACCGCGAAAGUCCCUAUCCGACUGAUGAGCAGAAGACUAUGUUGCAGAGGGCCACAGGACUGUCGAUGAACCAGGUCAAUAAUUGGUUCAUCAACGCUCGUAGACGGCUCCCAGGUCGUGAAGUUAGAUCCCGCACAACCACGACCACCGACAUACGGACACCCCCACAGCCACUAUAA
Molecule: messenger RNA, 807 nt
Organism: Eremomyces bilateralis CBS 781.70
Lineage: Eukaryota; Fungi; Ascomycota; Dothideomycetes; Eremomycetales; Eremomycetaceae
Exons: 3
Coding region: 1-807 (268 amino acids)
Biological process (GO): regulation of transcription by RNA polymerase II
Molecular function (GO): DNA-binding transcription factor activity, RNA polymerase II-specific; RNA polymerase II cis-regulatory region sequence-specific DNA binding
Source: RefSeq, a predicted model, not a curated record